AUGCUUUGCUCCAUCUGCUUCGAUCUCAAUCAUCAUCAACAAGCUUCAGUUCAGGAAAAGGGGAAAACUAAUUGUACAGCUCCACACAACAAACAGUUUGUAAACUACGACAAGAUCUACACAGCAGCUCUGAAAUAUGAAACAUUGCUGCUGCCUGCUAACUUAUCAGCUGUUCCUACAAACACAGCUUUAAUUUUUUCUAAUCUGCCCACAAUUUCACUAAUUCCAAUCCUAUCCAAAGGCGAAUUCGCCAAACACUCCAUUGCCAGACUCAUAACAGAAGCCAAACAUCGCUCUUUACCCGAGAAAUUCAAAUCCCCUGCUCCAAGAAAGCCCGGGUCCACAGCUUCGGCUAUCCAGCCGAGGAUCUUGAUGAGAUUUCUAUGGCGUAUGGCGCUCAAGACUUCGAUUUCCCGGUCAAAGCUGUUGACCACUUUUUCGGAGUGCGAGUCAAAGACUUUGACCGCCACAGUUAAGCCGUCAGAAAGUGUUCCGAUAACCGAAACUUCCACGUCCGAGAAUGUUUUGCUCGCUAAAAUCGAACUCCCUCUCCAUGUCUUGAGCAAAGAGGUCUCGUUUUCGGGCGUCUCCUUGCUCGUUUUACGCCUUCUCAUUAGUAGAAAAAUCGCUAUAGCCAAAAUGAGGGCUAAUAUGAAAGGAGUGAAGAUCUUGAAAUUUCCUCCCGAGGGAAUUUCGCCUUCCAGUUCAUUGUUCGACACGUUAAAGCGUCUAAGGAAGACGAGCUUUUCUAAAGAUUUCGGAAUAAAUCCCGAUAAGCUAUUGUAUGAAAGAUCCAAACUUUCCACACCGCUCAACUCUCCAAACAGAAAAACCAAAGACUCGGCUUUUGCAAUAGAGCUCGGGAUUUGGCCAGUGAAAUUAUUCGACGACAAGUCCAAAUCUCCGAGAGCCCUCAAAUUCCCAACCUCGGACGGUAAAGAGCCGCUCAAUCUAUUAGUCGACAAGUUUAAGCGCAAGAGAUCGUUAAGCUGCCAUAAACUCGAAGGCACUUCAUUUUCCAAUCUGUUUGAAUCCAAAUACAAUCCUCUCAAGGAUUUCAAAUCGCCAAAACAAGCGGGAAUUUGGCCUUCGAGUUUAUUGUGA
Messenger RNA from Striga asiatica, 1104 nucleotides. Lineage: Eukaryota; Viridiplantae; Streptophyta; Magnoliopsida; Lamiales; Orobanchaceae. The record is from the annotation of a GenBank genome assembly.